AUGGCAGACAACUUUAAACCGUAUCUGGUUCGACAAAAUGAGUGCACAGUACAAUCGGACUGCCUACUAUGGGGUUGUCAUGUCAUUUUACCCCCGGCCCUGAGGAACCUUCUGCUGAAAGAACUUCAUGCAGGCCAUGCAGGAGUAGUGAGGAUGAAAGAGAUGGCCCGCAGCUACUUCUGGUGGCCUGGCAUAGAUGCAGAGAUCGAAGAGGAAGCAAGGGGUUGUCCAGAUUGCCAGAAUAUAAGAAACAUGCCACAGAUAGCCCCCUUGCACUCAUGGGACUUCCUAGAGGAGCCAUGGCAAAGAAUACAUAUCGAUUUCGCAGGACCAAUGGAGAGUCACAUGUUUCUGGUGAUUGUCGACGCUCACAGCAAAUGGCCGGAGGUAGCAGUUAUGAACAGCAUAUCUUCUGAGAAAACCAUCAAAGAGCUUAGAUCUGUGUUCAGUUGUUUUGGGAUACAACAGCAGCUUGUAAGUGAUAAUGGCCCCCAACUGGUGUCUGAAGAAUUUCAGUUCUUCCUGCGUGUGAAUGGGAUUCAACACAGUAGAUCUGCGCCUUAUCACCCAUCCACCAAUGGCCUGGCUGAACGAUUCAUCCAGACUCUGAAGAAGGCUCUAAAGAUAUAACAGGGUAAGGGUACCCUAAACCAGCGAUUGAACACUUUUCUGUUGUCUUAUAGAAACACGCCACAUGCAGUCACUAAAGUCUCUCCAGUUACAGCACAGUCACUUGUCACAACAGCGAACGCAGGUGGAGAGGCGAUGUAA
Ctenopharyngodon idella (grass carp) is the source of this 771-nucleotide messenger RNA. RefSeq lists its product as uncharacterized. Gene Ontology annotation, molecular function: nucleic acid binding. The transcript has a single exon. Gene Ontology annotation, biological process: DNA integration. The record is from RefSeq and is a predicted model, not a curated record. NCBI's taxonomy places the organism in Eukaryota, Metazoa, Chordata, Actinopteri, Cypriniformes, Xenocyprididae.